Molecule: messenger RNA, 268 nt
Organism: Eufriesea mexicana
Lineage: Eukaryota; Metazoa; Arthropoda; Insecta; Hymenoptera; Apidae
Product: peptidyl-prolyl cis-trans isomerase-like 1
Exons: 3
Biological process (GO): protein folding; protein peptidyl-prolyl isomerization
Cellular component (GO): catalytic step 2 spliceosome
Molecular function (GO): peptidyl-prolyl cis-trans isomerase activity
Source: RefSeq, a predicted model, not a curated record
AUAGGAAUCAGUAUUAUUCGAACUAGCAUUGGGUGUUCUUCUUGGAUGGGUGAAGUUGUUAUUGAGCUUUACUGGAAACAUGCGCCAAUUACAUGCAGAAAUUUUGCUGAACUUACACGGCGUGGAUAUUACAAUGGAACAAAAUUUCACCGAGUUAUUCGAGAUUUUAUGGUACAAGGUGGUGAUCCUACUGGAACUGGCAAAGGUGGAGUGUCCAUUUAUGGAGAAUGUUUCGAUGAUGAGGUGCACGAUGAUUUGAAACAUACUG